This is a messenger RNA of Pseudonaja textilis, 783 nucleotides long. Lineage: Eukaryota; Metazoa; Chordata; Lepidosauria; Squamata; Elapidae. The record is from RefSeq and is a predicted model, not a curated record.
AUGGCUGCUUCCCAUCGCUGCUGGGCCGCUGGAGCUCCUGGAUCAAUCAGGGACUUUGCGGUGUCCCUGAGAUCGACAGGACGUGCUCUUUCUACUUACCGUCUCUUCGGGACGGUUCAGGUCCACUGGGACCAUCCGGUUUCAGGGGUAUGCAUCCACUUGAUGCUGCAGUCUCCUGAGCAACACAAGCUUCUCGGCUCCUGCUCUCGCCGUGCUGGAGACUGGGUCAUGGCACCGAAGUGCGGGGCGUCUCUGUCCCCCGGCACGCUCUGUCUGGCCGCUGCGCUCAAUGGGCUACUCAGCUUCGGCUUCUUGGCCGCGGCCAUCGGCACCGACUACUGGUACUUGAUCCACGUGGACGGGGCUGGGCGCAACGGCAGCGGCGCUCGGGAUGGCGAGGAAUUGAGUUCUCACUCGGGGCUCUGGCGACUCUGCGAAGGACAAAAUGCCUGUAUGCCCCUGAUCGACCCCUUUGGCGCAGAGAGUUGGCUGGUGCCAGCAUCACUCCAGCAUCUUAUCAACAUGCAUCGAGCUUUCAUGAUCUUGCUGCCACUCAGCCUCAUCUUGAUUAUUUUUGGCUGGAUCUGUGGGAUCGUUGGCUCCUUGGCCCAGAUUUCCUGGCUUCUGCUCUUCACAGGCUGCUAUUUUCUGUUGGGUGCACUCCUGACUCUGUCAGGGACAAGCACCUACAUCUGUUACUCCAAAGCCGCAUUCGUUGAGACAGAAAUGCUGAUGCUCAUGCCCUGCUCUGGUGUAAACACAGCACGCACAGAUAGACUGUGA